UGAUUUUAUUACCACAUUUCUAUUCGAUGUUUAAAAAGGAAAACUAAACCCAAAUUAAUGAAAAAAAUAUUUAAGAAUAUAAUAGUGUGUUAUUUACAAAGUUUUGUCGUUGCUCAGUUGAAAAUAUUGUUAAGAUUUAUUGUCCACAGAGAUCUGGCAGCUCGCAAUGUGUUUGUCACAGACAGGGGCGUGUGCAAGAUCACAGACUUCGGGCUGGCUUGAUGCCUGGGGGACACUGACCACUACGACAGGUCGUCCAAGCACCAAAUCUGAUGUCUGGGCCUACGGCAUUCUUCUGUGGGAGAUUGUUACGCUAGGUGCCAGUCCUUACCCCGGGUUGUCUGCCCAGGAUGUCUUCAAGUUUGUUAGCGCUGGCAAGAAAAUGGAGAAACCUCAGCACUGCAGUUCUGUCAUAUACGAGUUCAUGUGCAGCUGCUGGUCCUUCCUCCCAGAGAACCGUCCAACGUUUGAUGCCCUGUGUCGCAGGUUCGAGACUCUGCAGGAAAAGGAAAAAGAUUACAUCAAUCUGGAACUAUUCCAGAGCGAACAGUACGCUUGUCUGGAUGCGGACAUAAUGGAUGAGAAGUUAUAGGACAUAAAGCUGGUUGGAUUAGAAGAUAUAGGACAUAAAGCUGGUUGAUUGAGAAGUUAUAGGACAUAAAGCUGGUUGAUUGAGAAGUUAUAGGAUAUAAAGCUGGUUGAUUGAAAAGUUAUAGGACAUAAAGCUGGUUGAUUGAGAAGUUAUAGGACAUAAAGCUGGUUGUAUGAGAAGAUAUAGGACAUAAAUGAGAAGAUAUAGGGCAUAAAGCUGGUUGGAUUAGAAGAUAUAAGACAUAAAGCUGGUUGAUUGAGAAGUUAUAGGACAUAAAGCUGGUUGAUUGAGAAGUUAUAGGAUAUAAAGCUGGUUGAUUGAAAAGUUAUAGGACAUAAAGCUGAAUGAUUGAGAAGUUAUAGGACAUAAAGCUGGUUGAUUGAGAAGAUAUAGGACAUAAAGCUGGCUGAUUGAGAAGAUAUAGGACAUAAAGCUGGUUGGAUGAGAAGAUAUAGGAUAUAAUGCUGGCUGAGUGCAGACAUAAUAGAUAAGUUAUAGUAGAAUGACUGGGUUAUAUUAACUGACAGUAGUGACAGUUAAGAGAUCCCGGAUGUUACAUAACUUACUUGGAUUUUGCAGAAAACUUUUUUUUUAAAACCAGAGAAAGUCGAUUUAAAAACAAAUCAAAUCAUUCUUCGCAGUGAUCUCGUGCAAAAUGUUUUUGUUAACACAAGUAUUAGACAUGCUGACAAGUAUAGGGCUGGUAAGUAGGUCACCAACCAGUUCUACAGCUCAAUAAAACCUGCAUGAGCCAUAUAACUAUUUAUUGACCUAUAGUAGCGAUCGUCCAGACGUGUACAUGUUUCAUAACAUACCUACAAGACAUUUGAAACCUACCCCAUACUCCACAGGACGUUA
Molecule: messenger RNA, 1450 nt
Organism: Physella acuta
Lineage: Eukaryota; Metazoa; Mollusca; Gastropoda; Physidae
Product: tyrosine kinase receptor Cad96Ca
Biological process (GO): positive regulation of kinase activity; protein phosphorylation; multicellular organism development
Cellular component (GO): plasma membrane; signaling receptor complex
Molecular function (GO): ATP binding; transmembrane receptor protein tyrosine kinase activity
Source: RefSeq, a predicted model, not a curated record